Uloborus diversus is the source of this 2589-nucleotide messenger RNA. Its product is annotated as leucine-rich repeat-containing protein 4B-like. The record is from RefSeq and is a predicted model, not a curated record. NCBI's taxonomy places the organism in Eukaryota, Metazoa, Arthropoda, Arachnida, Araneae, Uloboridae. The coding region runs from base 1 to 2589 and encodes 862 amino acids. Gene Ontology annotation, molecular function: protein binding. The transcript has a single exon. Gene Ontology annotation, cellular component: extracellular matrix.
AUGAUAUUAAUUGCCAAAGGGAUUCAAGGUGAAGGACUGCAUCCCAUAGCACAUACUAUUGCUACCUCAAUCGUCUGCCCCAGUUCGUGCUACUGUGAUGACAACGGAGAGUAUGUAAGUUGUGUGGGGGACGGACACUGGAGGUUCCCUAUGGAUAUCCCGAACACAACUCUGAGAUUAGAAUUGCGGAAUUAUCUCGUAAAAGGCCUCAAUUCGCAAGAUUUUACUACCCUAACAGUGUUGCAAGAACUGAAACUUCAGCAAUCUCGUAUCGAGACCAUAGAAAAUGCAACAUUUGAAUCGAACAUAAAGUUAGAAAGGUUAGAUCUGAGCCAAAAUGCACUCAUAAGCGUCGACUCGGCUGUUCUGAAGGAUUUGCAACGUCUACGCUUUCUUGAUUUGUCAUCGAACGCCAUUGAUUUUAUUGAAGAAGCAUUCAUGGAUCUAUCAAACUUAGAACAGCUGAAUAUGAGAGACAACAAGCUGCCACAAUUGACGACACGUACAUUUGUUGGACUGCCUAAAGUUCAAUACUUAAAUUUGGAUACAAACAACAUAGCUUCCAUCGAAGUAGGUACGUUUCAGUACCUUACUAACCUUGCUCAUUUAAUUAUCAGUAACAAUCCAUUAACCAGUCUCUCCAGGCUAGAUUUUUUCGGGUCAAGGUUGCAGUAUAUCGAUAUUUCGAAUGUUGGUUUAGACAGAGUUCCACAGAGCUUAACCAAAUUUGUACGAGAUUUACGGUUAGCAAAAAAUAACCUCACACAUAUAAGUGCUGGAGAUUUUGACAGCUAUCCGUACCUUGGUCUACUGGUACUUGAUGAUAACUGUGUGAGUGAAAUUGAAAAUGAUGCUCUGGGAAGACAAGAAUAUCUGAUGAGGCUGUGGUUGAACGGAAAUUGUCUUACAAGAGUUCCUCGUAAUCUUCCUCCUAGUCUGCUAGCUUUAUACAUGGAAGAAAAUAAACUAACAGAACUCUCCAGCUACAGUUUCAAAGGUUUGACACACCUCGAGCAGCUAUUCUUGCAAAGAAAUGAGAUUCGAAUACUUGCACCAUGUGUGUUUUGCGAUCUUGUGAAUCUAAAAAGUUUAGACCUUCAAGCAAAUCAAAUCGAAGAUUUGCCAUCUGGAAUUUUUUCCAAUUUAACUCAGUUAGAAACAUUGGAUUUGUCUCAAAAUAAUCUCAAAAUGAUUGAUUCCAGAUGUUUUGAAGGAUUAACCCGCUUAACUGCUUUACAAAUGUCAAGAGUACCGUCAACCAUUCAAAUGGAUGAGUCUACAUUUGAUGCUUUACAAAGUCUUCAAAUCUUGGAAGUUUAUGACAGUUCCUUGUUGGUGCAAACUAUCAUGAAUUCAACUCGUAUGCUGCAUGGACUUCGAAGAGUUCAGGAGUUGAACAUAAUGCACAACCGCAUUGUGAAGCUUAGGCCAGAUUUUCCUUCAUUUUUCCCUUCACUAAAAGUAAUUAAGAUGAGUGGUAAUUUGUGGCACUGUGACCAAGAUAUCAAAUGGCUUUCCAAUUGGAUAAAACAAUCAAAUGUCCAGUUUUACAGUAGUUACAAUAUACGCUGCGCUACUCCUUUAAACAUUCAGUUCAAGCCUUUGAUGAUGUUGAGUGAAAGUGACUUCGAGGUAUCAACAACUGAAACUCAAACUGUGCUCUCUACUACUUUAAUGACAUCCGUAAAGGAGCAUCCAAUGACUACUUCUUCAUUCUCUAGUUUUCUCAUUUCUGCAUCAACCCAAUCUGCCACGGUUGUAGCAGCCUUAACAGAAACAUCAUCUUCACUACCCACUGUAACUCCUUUAACUCGAAGCAUUUCAUCGACUGUUGUUCCACUUGCGUCAAAGCCAAUAUCACUUUCCCCAUAUCGCUAUCACAUUAUGAAUGUUACUGCUGAGGACCAAUUCACCAAUUCCACCCUGAACUCUGCUUCUGGCGAUGAAUUAACUAAAGACAUCUCCAUAACUGCUAAUCAGUCAUCUGAUAUCCCAACAGCUGAACAGCGACUGACGUCGGAAGACUUUCACACUACGGAAGUGUACGUAACCGACAGUGUGCAAGAAGGUGUUCCAUCAACCGUGAUUUCACACAUAGAACUCGCUGCAGUACGCGGUAACUCGGAUGAUUCCCUCAGCAGCAUCCCGCAGACAGUUUCUCCACAGCGUCGUGUGUUGUCUUCGAGAUUGAGAGUCGCUACACAGGUUAGCGAUUCAAACCGUUGGGAUCAUACGACUACAAUAGUCGUUUCAACGGUCAUCGCUGCCGGAUGCUUCGUGCUUGUUGCUGGAGCUCUCACUGUCUUCACUGUACUCCGUCUUCGCCAUCGGUACCAGCCAGUGAAACACCGCAACAUGCGACGCAGCAGCAGCAUAUCCUACUACCCCCAAAAGGAUGAAGUCUCCAUCGUCACUCUAACUGAAGGCACCGUGGGAUUACGGACAAAUUCUCACCACGGUUUGGGAAACAAAUUGUACUACAUCAUGGAGAGUGGCAGCGCGAUGGAUACAAGCAAAGACACUUUGCCAGAUCCACAACUUCAAGAACUGCUUCCGCAACAAACCACAGAGAACACAAGAGUUUACUGA